CCCCACAGCGCCCCCUGCUGGGAGAGGCUGGAACUGGAGGACCUGUACUCCAGGGCAAAAUAGCCUUUUCUAAUGCCCAUUUUUCUCCUACAGUGAGCCCCAAUGCCUAUGGUGCACCCCGAACCCCCUGACGGGGGCUGGGGCUGGAUGGUGGUGCUGGCCGCCUUCUUCCAGUCGGCGCUGGUUUUCGGGGUGAUCCGCUCCUUUGGGGUCUUCUUCAUGGAGUUUGUGGGGUACUUCGGGGAGCUGUCAGGACGGGUGUCCUGGAUCACCUCCAUCGGGAUUGCAGUGCAGCAAUUUGCUAGUCCGGUGGGCAGCGCCCUCAGCACGCAGUACGGCGCGCGCCCCGUGGUGAUGGCCGGGGGCUUCCUCUCAGGGCUGGGCAUGCUCCUGGCUUCCUUCGCCACCAGCCUGACGCACCUGUACCUGAGCAUCGGGCUGCUCUCAGCAGCAGGAAAUCACGAGGACAACUAUGGGUCAACAGAUGCAGAGGUUGAAAAAGUUAGACCUUGGUAGCCAUAAAAACAGAAGCGGUCCAUAUCACGUGUCCAAACAAAACUGGAUUUCAGGGUAUUAUCUCUUAUCCAUAUGGACCACUACUUUGCUUUAAAAUAAUUGACAAGUCACUUGAUCAGUUGUUUUUGGACAGGACCAAUGCCCAACCACAGGAAUGCUCGUAUAUCAUAGAAUCAUAGAAUAUCAGAGUUGGAAGGGACCUCAGGAGGUAUCUAGUCCAA
Molecule: messenger RNA, 737 nt
Organism: Chelonoidis abingdonii (Abingdon island giant tortoise)
Lineage: Eukaryota; Metazoa; Chordata; Testudines; Testudinidae
Source: RefSeq, a predicted model, not a curated record